CUCCGCCAAAUUCAUCUCUGUAUAUAUGCUGCAACACAGUUUCUAAUCCGUGUAGUAUACCCCAUACUUCAGCAGAUAUCAUAAUUAAACUACUUCCCAGAUACUCAAUCGAAUCUUUAAAUGUAUGUGUUAAUAUCAAAUAGACGUGAGUACUUACAGGAUUCAUCUGUGGAAUUCGAUGGCCAUAAUACGCCUUCACUUUCAUCACAUCCUCCAUUUAUUCGAAUGCUAAGUAUUCUGAACUCACAGGAAACACUAGGUAUUGAUUUUGAUUUUGGAAAUUCUUCUUCACGAAUUUUUUUAAAGAAUUUUCUAAUAGCCUCCUUCAUUGUUAUACAUGCAGGAUAGUAUUCAAAUAUUUCAAAAGGUUCAUUCACUGUACAGUAAUCGUCUGCUAAAGUGUAAUUCUUUGGUAUAGGUAUCAAAGUCAGAGAAUGAGGAAUUAUCAAGGAUAUAAGAGUGAAUAGGAUGUAUUGAGUCAUGAAUACAAAAACUGUAAUAGAU
Trichobilharzia szidati is the source of this 504-nucleotide messenger RNA. Lineage: Eukaryota; Metazoa; Platyhelminthes; Trematoda; Strigeidida; Schistosomatidae. The record is from the annotation of a GenBank genome assembly.